Molecule: messenger RNA, 2139 nt
Organism: Copidosoma floridanum
Lineage: Eukaryota; Metazoa; Arthropoda; Insecta; Hymenoptera; Encyrtidae
Source: RefSeq, a predicted model, not a curated record
UAAUUUUUAUAUACUAAAAUAAAAGUAUUAGUUAAUUAACAUGAAGUGCUUGCAAAAAAAAAUUUUAUUUUCAUCUAACUUAUGAACUGAUAGGUACAGAAUAACUCAAAAAUACAAUUGACAUCAAAUUUAAUAUUCACAAUACAACAUCGAAACGAUGAUAAAUUUUAUUGUAUAAUUAUUUAACAUUCUAAUUAUCAUCACUUAUCAUUGCAGAAGAACAUUUUCGAUGUAAUAGAUAUUUGUGGACUAUGUGUGACAUUAAAAAUAAAUUCAGAUGAGAUGUUGAGAAAAAAAAAGCAAAAAAGCAUCGAUCGUAAAAACCGAGUUUUCCUCAAAAAAUGCAGUGUGGAAAAUUAUGAAAAAAAAAAAAAAAAAAAAAAAAUGGCACAUAAAUCAACAAAUCAGAUAGUUGGCACCUGACAAGUCGUUUUUCCUUCUCGGAGUAACUAAUUAAACUUCAUAAAUCAGUUCGGGCACGAGCUGCGUGUUUAUCAUCUGCUGCUGUCAUUGGCCUGUCGUCAACAGUACAGGUAGUGCCCCGUCACUUGAGCUGCAGUCGCGCGUGAAAAAAAAAAAAAAAAAAAAAAAAAAAAAAAAAGGCUAGUCACACUCGUGCGCGCAGUCGUAAGAACAAGUCGGCCAGAGAAUGUCGUCGAGCAGCAGCGACGAGGAGAGCGCCGCCGACGCGAUAAAAAACACGGUGACCCUCGUCGACGUGGUCACCGUGACUAACAGGGUCUGCGAGAGGGACCGCUUCAUCCACGUCAAAGACUUCAACCUGAGCCCCUACUCCAGCGAGAGGCUCGGCUUUUUCGCCUCCCACCGACAAUUGACCAUCAAAAUCCGGCGUAACAACAAUCUCCAGCUGGAGGAGCUGAGCCUGUUCGUCAAGUCCCUGCCCCACGAUUGCAAGCAGCAGCUCGAUUUCGUCCGGAAGGAGGGCCUCUUCGCGGAGGAGUGCAACUUUUACGGCAGCAUCGCCCCCGAGAUGCUCAUGAAUUACAAGGGCGAGAGAUGGUCGCCCCAUUGCUACUCGGUCAAGUUGGAUUGCCUCGUGAUGGACGACAUGAGGUUUUUGGGUUUCCGGCACGCCGAUUUUUUCGACAACUCGCAGCUGUUGAUGGCCGCGUUGGCGGCCCUGGCUCGCAUGCACGGCUGCUCGAUCGUCGCCGAGACUCGGCUCAGCGAGUCGUUCGAGCGUCCACUGACGAUGAGAGAGCUUUACCCCAACAACUUUCGAGAAAAGCAGUUCAACCGGCGAGCGAAGCUCUACCGGUGGUUCAAGUCAGCCGUGAACGUCUCGUGCCGGCUCGGCAAGGAAUUCGGCCACAAGAUCGACAAAUUUCCCAAGGUGUACGAGCGGCUGUUGCAACUGGUCCGACCGUCGCCGAGGUACCGCAACACCCUGUGCCACAACGACUUGACGGCGGCCAACGUCAUGUUCAACGAGUCGGGGGACAACGCCGUCCUAUUGGACUUCCAGAUGGUAAGGUACGUGCCCCCGGCCACCGACGUUUUGCAGCUCUUGUACCUCCACACGUCCCGCGCGUUCCGCAAGGCCCACGAGAAGGAGCUGAUCAAGUAUUACCACUCGAUUCUCGUGGCUACGGUCAACCGGACCGACCAGAAGGACCAAGCCGACGUCCCCAGCUUGAAGGAGAUACUCAACUCCGUGAGCGAGCUGAGACUGUUUGGGGUGGGCUUGGCGAGCCUGUACCUGCCGAUGACGCUCAUCAGUCCGGACCUCGUCGACAAGCAGAUCGAGGACGAGGAGGCUUACGAGAUGUUCUUGUUGGGCGACAGGAUCGAUCUCACGAGGAAGAGUUUGCAGGACGACAAUUACAGGGCAAAGGUCGAGGACAUUAUCAGCGCUUUCGCGGAUUACGCGAAAAAGUGUGACGUUUGAAUCCCAAUGCCCUAUACAUAUAUACGUAUGUCGUGCAUUACGAAUGCUUGGAUAAAACGUACAUUUACCGAGCACCCCUGUGUUUUUUUUUUUUUUUUUUUUCAUCUAAUGUUGUUUUUGAUUGAAAAAAUACUCGAUUGGUCGGAGCGUGUUAUCGUAUUACAAUAAAUUUGAUAAUUACCAAGUAUUUUUUUUUUUUACUUAAAGAAUGGGGUUGCUUGGUGUUUGAA